GGUACGCAGACACGACGCUGGCAGGGUCCGUAGCUCGACGAUCUGCUAAUUACGUCUGAUUGAGUUCGGCGUUCUUCUCUCGGCCCUUGCGCUUGCGUACUACGGCUCGUUCCCGUCACCGCGUCCCGGAUCGGGAAGUGUCAAAGUGGGAGCUGGGAUCCCCCGCCUUCGCCGCCGCUACUGCUGAACCCGCACCCUUCAUCCCGGCCGGGCCCUACCGCCAUGACGAACGUGUACUCCUUGGACGGCAUUCUGGUCUUUGGUCUGCUCUUCGUAUGCACCUGUGCCUACUUCAAGAAGGUACCUCGUCUCAAAACCUGGCUGCUCUCAGAGAAGAAGGGCGUUUGGGGCGUGUUUUACAAAGGUAAGGUCUUCUUCUCUAGACCCAGAGAGGAGAUAGAUCUUUCUCGGCAGCCCUGGGCUACCAACUGCUGUGAUUGGGACCCGGUUGCAUGCUGCUGUUGCAAUUGCCUGCAUUGUAAUGGCCUUUUAUGUCCUGUUUAUCAAAUGAAUUCCAAAGUAUCCCACUCAUCCACCGCCAACCAAGGGGAUAAAGAUGAAGAACUUGUCGGGAACCUGGACCAAGUGUAGGAGAGUUCAGCCAAACUCAUCAGCGCCCCUAAGAUGACACGGCAGCGUCUGCUGCCGUAUGCGGCAAAACUCAUGGUCACAAACAUGAUUUUUACUCCAGGGGACUCCAGAAAGCCACCUUCUUUGAUCUCUGUGUUAAUCAGCCCUCAGCAGCAAGCAUAUAUCUCCAGAUAAAUCACACCCCUUGGUGAUAUGAUUAUGUACCUCCUGCUUAAAAACCUGGGCUGGGUGAUAGCUCAGUAGUAGAGGAUUUGCUUACUAUUGUCAAGGUCCUGGGUUUGAUCCCCAACACUGAAAAAAACAACCUGUAAUUGGUCAUCUAUUUUGCUCUUCAGUCCCUCAUCAGAACCUUUGAAAACUGAGGCUCAUUAGGGAAGAAUAUAGGCUGUGUUCAGACUUCCUGGAAGGGAAGACCUUUUUGGUUUGGGAUUUUUUUUUUUUUGAGAUACAAUCUCUGAAUAUCCCUGGUUGUCCUGGAGCUCUCUGUGUAGACCAGGCUGGCCUGUAACUCACAGAGAUCUGCCUGCCUCUGCCUCCUGAGUGCUGGGAUUAAAGGCAUACAUCAGAAGAUAAUUUAAGGCUUGACUUUAUUGGCUAAUUUGAAUAUGGUGAAUUGGGGAGGGAGAGUGGGACUGAGUGGGAAAUAGGAGUUAUAAAAGGUCAAGAAAUAGUUUGGCUUUUGAAAUGUGUAUUUUCUAUGACCAUCUGGGAGUUUAAGAGAGCAUGGUUCUCAGUGUAGAGAGAACAGAUUGCCAUGUGCUGGUAGCUUGAGGGUUUUCCCAAGAGAACCCAAGAAUGUGCAUUCCAGGGUUGUUGGUUUGGAGACUAGGAGCAGUGAGUGAGACAGGAAGCAUUUUCUGCUCACCAGUCUCCUCAAAGAAGAUUCCACCUGACCAACUGAUAUGUAGAAAAUGAACCAACUCUUACUAUUUCCUAAAGCUUUUGUAAUACUUUCUAAAUUACUUAGUGCUAAAUACUGUUACUCAGUUUUAAAUACCAAUGCUGGGGGAAGGAACUAUUGAAUAAAUAAUUGACUAAUAUAUUUGAAGUUCUGCUAGAAGAGAUAAGUAAAUUAGUAUAUCAAUUCAUAUACUAGUAAAUUCAUCUAGUAUAAGAAUUUAUUGUAAUGAAAGUAUAUAUAGAUGGGAAUUCUGUCAUGUUAUAAAAGACACAACUUGUUCUUUAAUCUGGGUUACAGCAAUUUUUAAUUGUGUCUCUGCAAACUCACUUUUCUUCAUACUGCAGUAUUUCACUGGUGUAUUUUACUGUAAGACCAUGAGAAAUUGAAAUGAGAGGAGGCACUGAUAUUACCAUAUUGGACAGCUCUCCAUUAAUAAAAUGAGUGUGUUACUGAGUAAAGGAAAACAGAACUUCCAGCUGAGUAUUCAGGGAUUUUCCAUGGAAUGUGAGGACUUCUGGACAGAUGAUGUUAGAUAACUCAACGUUUGCAGGGAAGAUUUUUCCAUUCCUUCCUCCUUAUGCCUGCAAAAGAAUCAGCUGUUAGGUGAAAAGUCUACAACAAUCUAAAAAGAGAGAGAGAGAGAGAGAGAGAGAGAGAGAGAGAGAGAGAAUCUAAUACUAAUAAUACACAAGGGUAUACACAGAUGUUCCAGUUGAGUUGUCCAUCAUAAAGCCUGAGUGGACAAGCGCUGUGGCUCACUUGCAGGUGAAGUGAAGUUCUCUCGUCUGCACGUGCUGCAAGAACAAAGGCUGCUGGGAGGCUUUGGUUCCCAUGCACCUGAGUCUUUGAUUGCAGUGGUAUAAAGCACUGCGUGUGUGAGCGUCUCUCUUCAGGAAUUGGUCCGUAGGGUGAACGGCAGUGAUUGCUGCUUUCCAUGGUCAUUCCUGAGGAUUGUACACAGGAGAGAGAAAUCUGAUGGAUCUACAGAGAUCCUGGGAGUGAGUUAGGGACCUGUUGACCUCCUGGGUGUCCUGUGGGAAGCAGGUUCAGCACCAGUUACUUUGUAUUUAAUUUGUAUUUACUGACUUGUUUUCAGAUGGGGCUGAUGGCUCCGACUUGGGUCUGCAGAGCACCUUCAUUUCUUAAACAGCUUUUCAUUCUGCAGCUUCCUUCAGGGCUCCUCUUGGCCUAAAUGCCUGAGUUGGUAGAUUUUAAGAUGUUUUCUUAAGAGAAUGUUCCAAAAAGUACAUGAAGAAGCAAAUGCCCUAUUUCACUUCUUGACUCUUGACUUUAUGUAAGCAGGUACAUAGGAGCCUGGUGUACUCACUGUUUAGGCUGAUGUGUCUCAUUUUUGGCAAAGAAAAGAAUGAUAAAUUUUUCCUCUAGGGGAAGUUCUUUAGGGGGUAGAAGUUGGAGGGUAGCAAUAUUGCUUCAGAUUCAGGUUCAUCACCAUGAAUCCUGCUCACCAGGGUCAAAUGAAAUCAGCUCCUUUUUAUAGUUGAAAUACCAUUUUUUAUUCACCAUUGUUGGCACAGUCCUUGAAAAUAAACCUUUUUCCCUGUG
Peromyscus leucopus (white-footed mouse) is the source of this 3055-nucleotide messenger RNA. It is a transcript of the gene Tmem167b, whose product is annotated as transmembrane protein 167B. Lineage: Eukaryota; Metazoa; Chordata; Mammalia; Rodentia; Cricetidae. The record is from RefSeq and is a predicted model, not a curated record. The coding region runs from base 223 to 591 and encodes 122 amino acids. The transcript is spliced from 4 exons.